UUCAAACCGGGUUGUUUUCAAGAUGGCGGCCGCCGCGGGCACCUGGAGCUGGUUUGUUCCGUUAGCAGCGGGAGUUUCUCUCUUUAAAUGUCUCUUCAUCAACUCUUAUCACUCCACAGACUUCGAGGUCCACAGGAACUGGUUGGCCAUCACACACAGCCUGCCCGUGUCCAGGUGGUACCAUGAGAACCGGUCUGAGUGGACUCUGGACUACCCSCCUCUGUUCGCCUGGUUCCAGUUCAGCCUGUCUCAGGUGGCCCAGCACUUCGACAGGAACCUGCUGCAGGUGCAGAACCUGAACUACUGCAGCCGGUCCACGGUCCUGUUCCAGAGACUGUCUGUGGUCUUCACGGACCUGGUUUUUAUCUACGCUGUCAGACAGUGUUGCAGRUGUGUUGAGGAGCAGAGGAGCUGUCGGGACAUCUGGACCCGCCCGUCCUUCGUCCUGGCCGUGCUGCUGCUGUGGAACUUUGGUCUGUUCAUCGUGGACCACAUUCAUUUUCAGUACAACGGCUUCCUGUUUGGCUUCCUGCUGCUGUCUGUGGCCAAACACCUGCAGUCCUGCCACCUGCAGGGGGCGCUGCUGUUCACCGUCCUGCUCAACCUGAAGCACAUCUUCCUGUACGUGGCGCCGGCGUACGGAGUCUACCUGCUGAGGAGCUACUGCUUCACCCAGGACAACACCGACGGCUCCAUCAGGUGGAGGAGUUUCAGUCCGGUCCGGCUCCUGGUUCUGGGCAGCAUCGUCACGUCGGUCUUCACUCUGUCCUUCGGUCCGUUUGUUGUCAUGGGCCAGCUGCCUCAGGUUCUGACCCGGCUCUUCCCCUUCAAACGGGGUCUGUGCCACGCCUACUGGGCCCCCAACAUCUGGGCCCUGUACAACAUCCUGGAUAAAGUUCUGGCUCACCUGGGCGUCAGUCUGCAGCUGCUGCAGGAGGCGGAGCUUCCUGCAGCCUCCAUGACGGGCGGUCUGGUCCAGGAGUUCCAGCACUCGGUCCUGCCCUCCAUCUCUCCCUCCGUCACACUCGUCUGCACACUUCUGUCCAUCCUGCCGGCGGCCGCCUCCAUCUGGUGGCGUCCCCGAGGUGGGCGGGGCUUCCUGCGCUGCCUGCUGCUCUGUGCUCUGGGCUCCUUCAUGUUCGGAUGGCACGUCCACGAGAAGGCCAUCCUCCUCGCCAUCCUGCCGCUCAGCAUCCUGGCGGUGGAGAACAGAGAGGAUGCUGGGAUAUUCCUGCUGCUGAGCACCACGGGUCACUACUCCCUGUUCCCUCUGCUCUUCACUCCUGCAGAGCUGCUGAUCAAAGUGUGUUUGAUGCUGAUGUUCACCAUCUUCUCCUUCACUGCUCUCAGGAAGCUCCACAG
This is a messenger RNA of Austrofundulus limnaeus, 1362 nucleotides long. It is a transcript of the gene alg8, whose product is annotated as ALG8 alpha-1,3-glucosyltransferase. Lineage: Eukaryota; Metazoa; Chordata; Actinopteri; Cyprinodontiformes; Rivulidae. The record is from RefSeq and is a predicted model, not a curated record. Gene Ontology annotation, biological process: protein N-linked glycosylation; dolichol-linked oligosaccharide biosynthetic process. Gene Ontology annotation, molecular function: dolichyl pyrophosphate Glc1Man9GlcNAc2 alpha-1,3-glucosyltransferase activity. Gene Ontology annotation, cellular component: endoplasmic reticulum membrane.